AUGACAGGAGACAGCGACUACAGCAAGUACGACUUGACUCGCUUGCAGGAAGAACUUGAGCAGGAGAGAGAAAUUAAAGAAAUGCUGGAAGACUCCGUCUCUGAUUUACGGAACACCAUGUUUGAACUACAAGAAAGACUGCACAGUGUUGAUGGGGAAGGAAAUGAGUGGAAGACAAGGUAUGAGACUCAAAUAGAGUUAAAUGGACAGUUGGAAAGACAAAUGUCACUGAUUCAUGAGAGACUGGAGGACCUACGAGGAAACCCCAUGGAUCGAUUGGCCUCCAUCCGCUCUUAUGAUGACAUGCCUGUGGAGACACUGAAGCAGCGACUGAAGAUCCUGACUGAAGAGAAGUCUGACCUCCAGAGUCAGCUGAUGGACUGUCAUCUGCAAAUUGAACAGGAGGGAAAGGCAUUUCACAAAACUAAUGAUGAGAGGCGGGCAUACCUUUCAGAAAUUGCUAAGCUGUCCUCCACCCUUGAUGUCCAAAGAAGACAGUACUCCCACCAGCCACAGAGGGCACCAGAGAGCAAACAGAACAGAGGGAAGCAGGCCAGCAGGAUGGAAGAGGCUAAAUCUAAGAAAGGAAAAGAGAGAGGAGAAGAUGGAGGAGGCGUGCGUGUGACAGGAGGCGGUGUUAGUGGAGCAACAGUAGAGAGAAGAGACGAGAAGAAAUACCAAAAGGGAAGUAGGUUACCAACAGUCAAAUCCUAGCUGAUACAGAA
Molecule: messenger RNA, 725 nt
Organism: Labrus bergylta (ballan wrasse)
Lineage: Eukaryota; Metazoa; Chordata; Actinopteri; Labriformes; Labridae
Gene: ccdc169
Product: coiled-coil domain containing 169
Source: RefSeq, a predicted model, not a curated record